GCAUGACUGGCUCAUUUGAAUCUGGUGAGGGAGGUGGAGAAGACCUCUGGCUGCUUUAGAGCCAGAGCUGAUAUUAUAUCUCAGCAUCCGAGAAACACAUCCGCUAAUCGCACUUCACUGGGAUCGUGUUUGCUGAAUAUCCCAAUGAUAAAAGAAGGGAAACGAUUCUGGCUUUGAGAAGGACGGAGACAUACCGGGAGGUUCUCGAGUGGAAGUUCGGAACAAGAGAAAAGGAGAAAGAAAGAAUAGUGUUAUUUUCCUCCCAUACAGAUCAGCCCAUUUAAAACCAUCAAUAAUGACUAGAAGAUCGUGUGCCAUUUACGCCACCGGGAUCGUGUGCGCUCAUUUGCUCAUUUUGGGGAUCGCCCUUCUGGUGGCUCAAGUCUUCCAAACAAUGAUUCAGGAGCGGUUAAAAAAGGAGAUCACACUGGGCAAAAACAGCAGAGUAUUGGAGGGCUGGAUAAAUCCACCGCCUCCUGUAUACAUGCAGUAUUUCUUCUUCAAUGUUACCAAUACAGAGGAGUUCUUGGCUGGAAAGGAAAAACCCAAAGUCACUCAAAUAGGGCCAUAUACCUACAGGGAAUAUCGACCAAGGGAAAAUGUCACUUUCCUUGAGAAUGGGACGAAAAUCUUUGCCACAAAUCCCAAGAGCUUUGUGUUUCUUCGCAACAUGUCAGUGGGAGAUCCUGAGGUUGACCGUGUGACAACCGUUAACAUUCCAUUCAUUGCCGUGAUGAACGAGUUGAACUCCUACUCCUUCUUUCUGAGGACUGCUGUGUCUAUGUGGAUGGGAUCCAUGGGCAUCGGCGUGUUUAUGGAUCGCACAGUCCAUGAGGUCCUGUGGGGUUUCAAAGACCCGCUGCUGUCCAAACUCCACGCCAUGAGACCAGAAGUGGAUGAGCAUUUUGGCCUUAUGUACAAUAAAAAUGGAACCCAUGAGGGUGAAUUUGUCUUCCACACCGGAGAGAAGAACUAUAUGGACUACGGCAAGAUUGACACGUGGAACGGCAUCAGUCAGAUGAACUGGUGGUCAUCUAACCAGAGCAACAUGAUCAAUGGGACCGAUGGCAGUGUCUUCCACACCUUCCUUUCCAGGAAAGAACUCCUGUACAUCUUUGCUGCUGAUCUGUGCCGAUCCAUUCAUUUGGGUUACGUGAGAGACACAGAGGUGAAGGGUAUCCCUGCGUUCCGCUUCGCCCCUCCUUCGGAUGUACUGGCUCCCCCAGACGAGAACCCCAAUAAUGCUGGCUUCUGCGUGCCUGCUGGAGACUGUCUUGGAAAAGGAGUCCUCAAAGUCAGCGUCUGUCGGCAAGGUGCACCCAUUGUUGUAUCAUUCCCUCAUUUCUACCAAGCCGAUGAGAGGUACAUCAAUGCCAUUGAAGGAAUGAACCCAAAUGAAGAGGAACACGAAACAUACCUCGACAUCAACCCGACCACAGGGGUCCCCAUUCGUGCCUGUAAGAGAGCUCAGCUCAAUGUCAUACUGAAGAGAGUCAGUGGCUUCGUCAAAACAAAAUUCCUGAAUGAGACAAUUUUCCCCAUUAUGUAUGUCAACGAGACUGCAACUAUCGACGAUGAUUCCGCAACCCAGAUGAGGACGCUUCUGUUGAUUGUAACGGUGGUGUCCAACUUCCCAGUCAUUAUUGUAGGGAUGGGGGUCAUUUUACUUAUGGUCCUGAUCUUCCUCAUCUGCAGGAACCGCCAGAGAAAGAAUGAAGUAAAACGUAUUGAUUUUACUGAAGCUUUUCAUUCUUUUGCUACGACGAAAGACGAAACGGCUUACACUCAAGUGAGCAACCAAGCGGAGGAUUCGCCAGAGAACCGCAACAAUCAGCCUAUGAGGAACGGAUCUUAUAUUGCCAUGUCACCAGUGGAGGCACAAAAGUGUUGAUGAAGGACAUGACGUCUACCAGUAGUGCAUCCUCACCCUUUUUUUAUGUUUUCACUGUGCGAUUCGUCUUCGUGGGCCAGUCCCCGCACGCUCACCACCGUAUGCCGAGGGUCACUUAUUUUGACUCGUGACUUUUUUCUUUCUUUGAGCAUGGCCUUCUCAAACUGCCAUAUCUUCAAACAAAACCUAUGUAAAUUCAAAAGAUCCAAUUCAAUUUUGAACAACCGUUUCUGGGCUUCCAGAGGCUCCUGUUGCCUAGUCCUGAGAGGCCUGAAACACUCUUUUGCCUUUUAAAAACACAUAUGCAUUGCAUGCUGACAGAGUCCAUAGUUCCUGAAGGCAUGAGAAAGCGUGAGGGGUUUCACCCAUCCAGAACACUCAUGUCCAGGACGGCCUGUGCUCUUAAAGUGUUUCAGAUCUCUUCCCACACUACUGUAUUCAGGUCUACACAGGCAGACCUUCAACUAACACAGCUCUUCAUAUGUCAAACCCUUUGAUGAUAAUGAGCAGAUAAAUGCAAACUAUUGAUUUACCUCCUCUAAGAGUCUUAGAGAGCUAAAAAGGUCUAAUAUGCUAACAAAAUCUGGGUCUUAUCCAGAACUUAUGUGUGUGUGUGUGUGUGUGUGUGUGUGUGUGUGUGUGUGUGUGUGUGUGUGUGUGUGUGUGUGUGUGUGUGUGUGUGUGUGUGUGUGUGUGUGUGUGAUUCUACAUACCAGUAUGUGUGUGUAAUUAUGUGUGUGUGUGUCUGCAGGCAUGUCAAUGCUUGCAUGUUUUUGUCACACUGUAGUGAACUGCUCUGGUGGAUCACCGUCCACCUUUUUGCACGAUGCAGUGUGACGACAAGUGGAAACUAGUGAUUUGAGCGGUCCUCUCUAUUUCACAGUAUCAGAGUCAGAAAUAUUUCAGUGAUGACGGCUGUUAAAAAGAGGUCAGACAUUCUCCUUUAAGGCAUCGUAUUACAGAAGUCGUACUAGCUUUUAGCAUUUUGUAAGAAAACGGAACAACAGACGUAGAACACUCACAAGCGAGACUUGAAUAUUUUCUGCCUUACAAAUACUUACGAACACAAUGUGAUUCUUCUGCGUGGUAAUGGCAGGUACACGGUGGAACUAGGCGAAACGUCAGACAAACUUCUGUGAAUCAGCGUCG
This is a messenger RNA of Rhinichthys klamathensis goyatoka, 3040 nucleotides long. It is a transcript of the gene scarb2a, whose product is annotated as scavenger receptor class B, member 2a. Gene Ontology annotation, cellular component: cytoplasm; membrane; lysosome. Lineage: Eukaryota; Metazoa; Chordata; Actinopteri; Cypriniformes; Leuciscidae. The record is from RefSeq and is a predicted model, not a curated record. Bases 296 to 1891 code for a protein of 531 amino acids. Gene Ontology annotation, molecular function: scavenger receptor activity. Gene Ontology annotation, biological process: receptor-mediated endocytosis; protein targeting to lysosome. The transcript is spliced from 13 exons.